This is a messenger RNA of Nematostella vectensis (starlet sea anemone), 2880 nucleotides long. Its product is annotated as D(2) dopamine receptor-like. The transcript has a single exon. Bases 1 to 1362 code for a protein of 453 amino acids. Gene Ontology annotation, biological process: G protein-coupled receptor signaling pathway. Gene Ontology annotation, cellular component: membrane. Lineage: Eukaryota; Metazoa; Cnidaria; Anthozoa; Actiniaria; Edwardsiidae. Gene Ontology annotation, molecular function: G protein-coupled receptor activity. The record is from RefSeq and is a predicted model, not a curated record.
AUGAGUUUCACAUACUUUAUAAACUCAGAAGUACCCCAAAACACCACUUACCUCAACAACGCAUCAGUGUCUUCAAAUACACCUACACAGGGUAUCCACGACUGGUUCUGGGUCAUCAGCGAAAUCCUCGGUGUGCUCAUCACCCUUGGCAACGGCUUAGUAAUCUAUUUGGUCACGUGUCGAUCCAGACUGAGGAAUUGCACAGGAAACUGGUUUAUAUUAUCACUCUCCAUAGCUGAUUUUAGCGUGGGUUUUCUUCUCAUUCCCUCGCACGUGGUGUGUUCACUUUUGUUACUUCAUUGUUCAUGGCACAUCCAAGUGCUGUUCUACGAGUUUCUACUGUUCGUUUCUGUGGGUUGCCUGUGUGCACUCACACUCGACAGGUACAUUGCCAUAACGCAGCCAUUGCGGUAUCGGCUGAUAAUGACGCGCACACGUUCUCUAGUUGCCAUAGCAACCUCAUGGGGGGUGCCUGGAUUGCUGACCCUCUCCCCAGUCUUCUGGCGCUUCCGUGAAUCGCAAAUGACCAAGAACAGCUGUGAGCGAGUGUACCGAGCGAUUGUCAUAUUCGCUUUUGUCCUGGUUCCAGCUUGUGGCUUGUGCCUUACUUACCUCAAGAUCUUAUCCGUCGUACGGCGGCAUUCUAGAAGCACCGAGUCUAUUCGGCGACAAAUUGAGUUUAAUUAUAGAGAAAUGGUACAACUAGAGAAUCUGCAGGGAAAUGUGGCAGCAAGUGAAAUAGUAUCCUACAAGCGAUACUCCUCGGAGACUGGUCGGCACACUUUUGUGGGGCAUCGGGUAGAAUCAAAGAUUGGUUUAGAGGUAUCAAUGAAUCGGCUCGAGAAUUCGAAUGUUAACCAGGGGGAUAAUCGGGGCGUCCUGGAGACUACUCAUCAUACUUCAUUUUGCCCAGCUGAAUCGGAGACUUAUCGGGAAGCAUCGGUAAGUUGUCGGGGAAAUUGGACUAAUCGUAAGAAUGAUAUGAGGGACUCGGCCGAGACUUCGAGCAGUCAUCCUCGUUUUGAGAACUCGGCUAAUGCUCGGGGUGACCCAGAGUCGUUCGCUCGUGGAAAGACUCUGGUAAGUUCUCGGCAGAACUCGGUGAAUCGUCGUAGCAUCCGAUCUUCAGUUCGUGUUCUCGGGGCCAUGAUACUGCUCUUCGUGUUUUGCUGGGUUUUGUCUGCGAUAAGAUCCUUGUGUUACUACUUUGGGUUGUGUGACCUGGAGAAAGUAGCGGAAAACGUGUCACGCUUACUACUUUUUUUAAACAGUGCAGCCAAUCCGAUUGUUUACUCGUUACUAAAAGAAGACAUUCGUCACGAACUGCUGAAGUUGCUGCGUUGUCAACGUCACGUGACUUAGCAUGAGCUCAUGGUGCAAAAUAGACAAAGCAGGUGCAACUUGUCAGGAAAAUAAACAUUUUUUUUUAUCCCAAGCAAAAUUGGGAAGGUAGAAUAAAUCAAAUUAGUAUGCGUAUUAUCAAGAGUGUGUAUUUUACGCUAGAUUUGAGUUACGAAAAGUGAUAAACUCUACGGUACACUGUUACAGAAUACAAAGACUUCCGAUGUGCGUGAAAUACAAAAUUAGUGAAAAACCGAGAAAGGGACGUAAAUAACUACGGUAAAGCCCUUGGUAGUCAAGAUAUAGGAAAACAUUCACCGAUAAAAAUAAAAGAGACACGAAAUUAAUCAAAUAUCGCAAGAAAAUUUGGUAGAUUUGCGAAGAAACUGGUUCAAGAAAUACCUGAGACCCGUUAGCGUUAUAAGACAAAACCGCAUUUUGUUCGGCAAAUAACGACAGUUCUAAGACUGACUGCUGCUUAUUGGUAUAAAUAAUUUGUAAGGAUAAAAAUGAUGAGUAGACUAAUCGAAUUAUUUAUUCAUAUUUUCCUACAAUCAAUAGAAGUUGAAGAGACUAUGUUAUUUUUUUUAUUGGUAGAAUUGCCAUUUAGCGUUUUCGCUAUUUGCACUGAAAAACGUAUUUGAAGGAGUAUGUCGAACAUUAUGUGACUGACAGUCACAAAUGAAGACAGUAUUGUUUCAGAAGGACAAGAUAUUGACACGAUGGAUAAAUGAACAAAAGAGAAAGAAAAUUGUAAGCAACAGAUUAGAAUAAGAACAUGUGUCGGAAAAGUGUUCGUUUAUUUCUAUUUUCACCGCUCUGCGCCUCCGACUGGAAAAAUUAACUCGAGAAGGGAGAGUUUUAAAAUACAGCUAUAAAAAAAAGUCGAAAUAUGAUGUAAUAAUAAGAAAGAGUGACGUAUUGCAGCUGGUUCCUUUUCAUUAAUUCAAGGAAAAAAUCUUCUCUCUUAAAAAUUCCCACUUUCUUGUUUAUGCGCGAAUUUUAACUUACUCCGCCCAAGCUUUCAAACGUCAACUUGAGUAUAUUUACUCUCUUUACACGAUCUUUCCUGUUUCAAGUUAGGAUUUUCUAGAUAACUAACUGUGAGUGGACUUAAUUAAGCCGAAACCAACUUGAAGGCUACUGUCCUUUAAUAUAUCAUACGCAAUGCAGGUAGCCUAGGGCCUAGACUAAACAAGAGACUUCGCUAAGAUUAUCAAACAUGAUGAUUUUAAUAUACACGGAAAUCAUACAACUGAUUGAAAAUAUUUUUUCACAUUAGGUAAAAUAGUGACUAGUUGAUUGUUAAUAUAAUUUGAGCUUCAGUUUUUGUAGAACGAAUAUAUUGGUUUAGCUUCCCGUUUAGUUAAAUUUGUUAUCGUUGCUCCGCUUGCAGCCAGAGUGCGCUUUUGUUAUUUAUUGAUUACGAAAAUUCAUUUAAAGAUCUUGCUUACAUAUCAUAACCUUCCCUUGACUUUUGGACUUUUAAUUCACUUGUUUGUAAAUUCAAAGCAUAUUAAUAAAGUUGUUUAAAUUGGU